Messenger RNA from Lolium rigidum, 1287 nucleotides. RefSeq lists its product as uncharacterized. Gene Ontology annotation, molecular function: protein binding. The record is from RefSeq and is a predicted model, not a curated record. Bases 1 to 1173 code for a protein of 390 amino acids. The transcript has a single exon. Lineage: Eukaryota; Viridiplantae; Streptophyta; Magnoliopsida; Poales; Poaceae.
AUGGACCAGUCAGGCUUCUCCAGCGAGCACUCAUGGCCAGAUCUCCCGCCGGAGCUGUUGGGCCUCGUGCUGUCGCGGCUGCCGUCGCACGCCGACCGCGUCCGCGUCGCCGCCGUAUGCCACCCAUGGCGCUCGAAGGCGCGGCUGCUGCGGCCUCUACCCCCGCUGCUCCCGUGGCUCGCCCUCUGCGACGGCUCCUUCCUUAGCCUCCCCGACGGCGCGGUCCACCGCCUGCCCGUCCCUGAUGGCGUCUCCAGCAGAUUCUCCACCGGAAGCAUGCUCGUCCUGGUGCACGGCGACGACACGUACUCGCUGAUGAACCCUUCCCCUGCAAGGACGACCCCUCUCCCCGAGCUGGAUCUCUGUCUUCAGAGAAAGCCGAUCGUGCAGAAGGUGGUCGUGUCCGAUCACCUCGUCGCCGCUCUGGUCAAGGUGAAAAAAUUGAACAACACCACGACCACGAAAGUCAUCACCUCUGCUCGUGGGCAGCAAUGCGACACCGCAGUGAAGUGGCCCGUGCCUGCAGGGAGCUUCAUCAACGACAUUGCACUCAUCAAAGGAAAGCUCUACAUUCUCACCACAGAAGUGGAGCACUAUCAACAUGAGCUCCAUAUCCUGGACGGCAGGCGAGAGCAGACAGCCAUACGCAGGAUGCCAAAAGGCGACGACGACUACGAGGAGUCAUGGUAUAACCCUUACUCGACUGACAAUUACGUGCCGCGGUACUAUCUUGUCGUCUCUGGCGAUCGGCUGCUGAUGGUUGAGCGGAGGAUCAAUCAGCCGCCAAUGUUUCCAAGAGACUCGGGAAUUGUGAAGCGGACUCGACACUUCGAGGUUUUCGAAGCAGCGGACCUGAGCAGCGGCCGUGGACGGUGGAUUGAGGUUGAUACGUUGAUGGGGCGUGCGCUCUUUGUCAGCAAAGGCUGCUCAGAGUCGCUCCCUGCCGCGGGUCAAUGUAGCGACAUCGGAGUUCAAGAAGAUUGCAUCUACUUUAUGAAUGAGGAUGACGCGUACACGGACAAGCAUGAGAAGAUCCGUGAGAAUCCUAUGCUGGACUCCGGGGUGUACAAUAUGAGAGACAAGACAGUGAUGCCGUUGCUGUUGGAGGCGGCGCCGACGCCUGCAACAGGAGACGGUCUGUGGUCUCCGACCUGGCUUUUUCCAGAGACUUGAGUAGUUGAGUUAAGCUGGUUAUGUGGUACUAUCAGUUAGGAGUUUCUUAGAUGUUAGUGCUGGAAUUUGUAUGUAGUAUACAUAUUUUGCAAUAAUUUUUCCUUCAUAUUACCA